ACUAAAAAUAAGAACGAAUUACAUUCUGAUACUUCUAUGUGGUAACGUUUCUAUUUCUUGUUCACAAGAUUUGUUUCGAAGCUAAAUAUUUAGUUUUUAGUUUACCUUUUCAAUUUUGGCUCUACCUUAUCUGCCUUUCUUUUGUGAAAUGUCAAUGGAUUGUCAUAUGUCACUCAGAAUAAAGCUGUCAUCUGUCAAAGAAAUUUCAAACGAAAAUGACAAAUUGACAAGUAGACGUGAUAAAUAAUUAUUUAAAGAAGAGAUGUUUUAUAAUGUAACUCAGUUUUCUUUAGCACUGUAUAAAAACAGUCGUGUUUAAAAUAAAUGUAAGGCAGGUUUAGGUGGUUAUAAUCAUAUAAAAAUGUCGUUAGCUUGUUUAGCAGCAGGAGAUAUAUUUAUACCAGUAGAGAUAGAAGAGGGCGAUAUCUAUGCGGGAAUAUUUAAAGUGCUUGAAAAAAUUAGACCGGAUUGGCCUUCCGAGAGAAUAAAAUUUAAGCUUUUCACCGAUGGUAUUACAAAUAAACUUGUGGCGUGUCACUUGAGCAAGGAUAUUGGUGAAAGUGAUGAUAUUGUGCUUGUUCGCAUUUAUGGAAAUAAAACUGACCUACUUAUAGAUAGAACUGCCGAAAUAAGAAACAUCACCACACUUAAUGUACUUGGCUUGGCACCAAAAAUGUAUGGGGUAUUUAAGAAUGGUCUUGUCUAUGAAUAUUUUCCUGGUGUGACUCUCAAUACUGAAACAGUAAUUGAUUCAAAAAUUGCUACAAUGGUUGCUCAACAGAUGGCAAAAAUGCAUAAAGUGGAACUUGGAAAAGAAAUUGCAAAAGAACCUAUGAUAUGGGAUAAAAUUGAACAAUUCCUCUGUUUAAUACCUGAAUCAUUUACAAAAGAAGAGAAACAAAUAAGAUUUGCAAAUAGUUUUGGAUCAGUAACAAGACUAAGGAUAGAGUUUGAACGGCUUAAAUCGCAAUUAAUCAAAACUGAGAGCCCACUAGUGUUUGCUCACAAUGAUUUGCUUCUAGGAAACGUGAUCUACAAUGAGUCCAAAGGGACGGUCUCAUUCAUUGACUAUGAAUAUGCCGCAUAUAACUACCAGGCUUAUGACAUAGCAAAUCACUUCAAUGAAUAUGUUGGUUUGUCUAUAGAUGACAUAGAUUAUAGUCGAUAUCCAGAUAAAGAGUUCCAAAUGUUUUGGAUUCGUACGUACUUAUCCGAGUAUUGCGGUGAGAAGCCCAGUGAGGAGGAGGUGCAGAAAGUGUACAAGGAGGUGCAGCGACUGUCGCUCGCCUCUCACUACAUGUGGGGCAUCUGGUCUCUAAUACAAUAUGAACUCUCAGAUAUUGACUUUGAUUUUGGAAGGUAUGCAGAAAUACGGCUGAACAGAUACUUUGACCAAAAGGAUAAAAUUAUUAGAGAAUUUAAAUAACAUUUAUUUAGUUCUGCGAUAUAAAGGAAUUUUGAGCCGAUUUAAGUUAUUGUACAUGAUAUUAUAAAAUAUUCCAUAUAAAUUAAGAAUUAUAUAACCGAAAUAAUCAAAAAUAAAUG
This is a messenger RNA of Papilio xuthus (Asian swallowtail), 1545 nucleotides long. RefSeq names its product ethanolamine kinase 1 (gene eas). The transcript is spliced from 7 exons. NCBI's taxonomy places the organism in Eukaryota, Metazoa, Arthropoda, Insecta, Lepidoptera, Papilionidae. Gene Ontology annotation, cellular component: cytoplasm. The record is from RefSeq and is a predicted model, not a curated record. The coding region runs from base 362 to 1426 and encodes 354 amino acids. Gene Ontology annotation, biological process: phosphatidylethanolamine biosynthetic process. Gene Ontology annotation, molecular function: ethanolamine kinase activity.